Messenger RNA from Eptesicus fuscus (big brown bat), 1367 nucleotides. It is a transcript of the gene LYRM2, whose product is annotated as LYR motif containing 2. The coding region runs from base 16 to 282 and encodes 88 amino acids. The transcript has 3 exons. Lineage: Eukaryota; Metazoa; Chordata; Mammalia; Chiroptera; Vespertilionidae. Gene Ontology annotation, cellular component: mitochondrion. The record is from RefSeq and is a predicted model, not a curated record.
CGCUGCGUGGAGGACAUGGCUACUUCCCGCUUACCUCCAGCGACACUAACGCUAAAGCAGUUCUUGAGAAGGCAGCAAGUUCUCCUUCUCUACAGAAGGAUUUUGCAAGCCAUUCGGCAAGUUCCAAAUGAUUCUGAUCGCAAAUACCUGAAGGACUGGGCAAGGGAAGAAUUCAAAAGAAACAAAAGUGCCACUGAGGAGGUUACAAUCCGGAUGAUGAUUACACAAGGCAAUAUGCAGCUCAAGGAGUUAGAAAGAACACUUGCUCUAGCAAAAUCUUAACUACAGCAUUAUCCUGAAAGAUUUCCAAAGUCUCCAUGUGUUUUUUGAGCUUAGGCUCAACGACAGGCAGCCCAAAGUCAAGUCAAAUUGUUUGCAUGUACAACACUCCAGCAAAAUAUCAGAACAUGGAGCAUGGCACGUCACAGAGGGCAAAGAAAAGCCGCAUCGGAACAAUUGCCUUAGCACUGAAAAACAUACCCUGCAUUUUGAAAAUGUUUCUGGAUUUGUCAGCAGAUUUUAUAAGAAGCAAAAACCAGUACAAGAAAUGGUCAAUUAGCACAUAAAAAGAUACUCAUCACCAUUAUUCAUCAGGGAAAUGCAAAUCAAAACCAUAAUGAGAUAUUACACUUCCACCACAUGCACUAGAAUGGCUGUAAUCAAAAAGGGAGAUAACGACUGAUGGGGAAGAUGUGGAGAAAUUAGAACCCUCAUAUAUUGCUGGCGGGAACAUAAACUAGAGCAGCUACUUUGGAAAACAGACUGUCAGUUGCUCAAAAGGUUAAACUUGAUUCAGCAGGUUUACAACCAGCAGAACUAAAAACACAUGUCUACAACACACUUGUACACAAAUGUUCAUAGCAGCAUUAUUUCAUAAUAGCCAAAAACAAUCCAAAUGCCCACCAACUGAUAAACGAGUAAAUAAAAUGUGGUAUAUCUAUACAAUAAAACAUUCGGCAAUAAAAAGGAGUGAAGUACUGAUACGUGCUACACACGGAUGAACCUUGAAAACACUAAGUAAAAGAGGCCAAUCACAAAAGAUCACAUAUUGUAUGAUUCCGUUUAUAGGAAAUGUGUGGGAUAGGUAGAUCAGUGGUUGCCAGGGCUUUGGAUGUAAUGGAGAGUAACUGGAUAUGGGGUUUCUUUUUGGGGUGAUGAAAAUAUUAAAGUUAGGUUUUAGUUGCAUAACUCUGAAUAUACUAAAAUCCAUUAAAACAUAUAUUUUAUAUGUAUUGUAUGUGAAUUAUACCUCAAUAAAGCUGUUUUUUAUUUUUAAAAAUUAAAAUAUAAUUGGCUUACAACAUUGUAUAAGUCAAUAAAGCUGUUUUGAAAAACAGUAUGAUAAGUAGGACUGGGGGUGUACUGAC